AUGUUGGGACGAACAGGAAGUUUGGGUGGACGUUGCAGGUUUGAGCUCCAGCUGUGCCGCUCCCUCUCCCCUCCCCCCCCGGAACUACGUUACCCAGCAGGCAGCGGGGGCAGGAAGUACAGGAAUGCGCAGGAGGCGGGACAGAUGGGUUCAGCUCAGAUCAACCACAUCUUAAAGGCCAACGAGUACAGCCACAUCCUCCCCAGAGGCCCGGCGUCCCACGGUGUCCUUGGUUUCCAUAGCAACAUGUUACCGUCCAACCAUCCCGGUGAGGACCGUCGCAGCAGCGCCACCUGCCUGCCGGGCCGCGGCGGGGUGCUGUUUGGUGUGUUUGACGGACACGCGGGCCCAGCGUGCGCUGACGCCGUCAGUCAGAGGCUUUUCUACUACAUCACCGUGGCAACGCUGCCGCUGAGGAUGCUGGAAGAGCUGGAACGGGCGGUGGAGGAGGACCGGCCCGUCCCCCCCCUGCUGGAGUGGCACAAACACCCCCAAGACCACAGCUGCCCCGACGGGGGGGCAACAUCCUUCCACAGCCUCAGAAACUACUGGCUGGAGAGACUGCAGGAGGAGGAGGAGGAGGAGGAUGGCGACAUGUUGAGUUCAGCGCUGGUCAACGCUUUCCGGCGACUCGACUAUGAUCUUUCUGUGGAGGCGCAGGUCCACCUGUCCUCGUCCAGACGCGUGUCCCUCCCUGGGGAGACGGGGUCUCUGUCCUGCCCCCUGCGGGUGGCGCUGUCGGGCUGCACCGCCUGCGUCGCCCACAUCUCCAACGGCAUCCUGCACGUGUCUAACCUGGGGGACAGCCGGGCCGUGCUGGGCGUCCAGGAUCCGGACGGGCGCUGGUCCGCGGUCAGUCUCACCAACGACCACAACGCCGAGAACCCCGACGAGCUGCAAAGGAUUCUGGGAGAGCACCCGCCAUCGGAGCUGAGGACGGCGGUCCGCCAUGACCGGCUGCUGGGUCUGCUGCUGCCCUUCAGGGCGUUCGGAGACGUCCGCUUCAAAUGGAGCGCAGAGAUGCUGAGUCGAGUCUACGAAACCCGACCGGACGUCCUGUCUGCGGUCAGCGAGGCGGUCCGGACGCUGCCGCCGCACUACCUGACCCCCCCGUACCUCAGCGCCGUGCCGGAUGUCACCCGCCACCGCAUCACGCCUGCUGACAAGUUCCUGGUCCUGGCAACCGACGGACUCUGGGAGCUGAUGCACCGACAGACGGUCGUCCAGCUGGUGGGACAACAGCUGACAGGUCUUCAGCAGCAGAGACCCAUAAUUCCCGGCGUGGGCGCGACGCUGGGCGGCCUGCAGCGCUUCCUGCUGGAGAGGAAGGGGCGGGUCCUGUCGGUGCUGGAGGACCUGAACGCCACCACCCACCUGCUCCGUCACGCGCUGGGAGACGACGGCUACGGAGCAGUGGCGCCAAACCGCCUCACCAAGAUGCUGAGUCUGCCGGCAGAUCUGGCGCGGAGAUACCGCGAUGACAUCACCAUCACCGUCGUCCACCUGAACGAGCCCGACCUGUAACGCGCUCAGCUGACCGUCA
Messenger RNA from Scomber japonicus (chub mackerel), 1543 nucleotides. Its product is annotated as pyruvate dehydrogenase [acetyl-transferring]-phosphatase 1, mitochondrial-like. Gene Ontology annotation, biological process: protein dephosphorylation. Bases 1 to 1524 code for a protein of 507 amino acids. The record is from RefSeq and is a predicted model, not a curated record. The transcript has 5 exons. NCBI's taxonomy places the organism in Eukaryota, Metazoa, Chordata, Actinopteri, Scombriformes, Scombridae. Gene Ontology annotation, molecular function: protein serine/threonine phosphatase activity; cation binding.